Messenger RNA from Hyalella azteca, 2787 nucleotides. Its product is annotated as potassium channel subfamily K member 18. Gene Ontology annotation, cellular component: membrane. Gene Ontology annotation, molecular function: potassium ion leak channel activity. Gene Ontology annotation, biological process: potassium ion transmembrane transport; stabilization of membrane potential. The coding region runs from base 449 to 1681 and encodes 410 amino acids. The transcript is spliced from 9 exons. NCBI's taxonomy places the organism in Eukaryota, Metazoa, Arthropoda, Malacostraca, Amphipoda, Hyalellidae. The record is from RefSeq and is a predicted model, not a curated record.
CUUUCGAAUAAUCUUCUUAAUACGUUUUGAUAUUUGAAUAAAUAACAUGCGCUAAUAUUACUUGCAUAAGGUUCGUAUUUCUUUUUAAUAACUUGUAAACCCUUUGUUCCUCAUUAUAUUUCUAAAUUUUACCAAAGCACUUGAAAGGUCAUGGCUAAAUGAACUGUACAAGUUUAGCUGCUGUUGAUGUAUAUCUUCAACACAUGCUUGCAUUUCGUCAUGUCUAAACUCAACUUUAAGACCUAUAGAUUCUUCAGCCUAAACUUAUCCUAAACUUGUCAACGAUGUUGUUUUCUGCAGUGUAUUUAAUAACCAGGUGUAUAAAUAUUGGUAUUUAUCAAUAAAGACAUGUAACGUGGCCAAUUUUAAGUUGCAAUAAACUUAUAAUUUUCUUGUUGUGUGUUAAAGAGACGUGUUAGCGUAAGAGUAAUCCUCCGGACCAGCGAUCAUGAAGCAUUCCAAGCGAAAGAUCCGCAGGGGCCUCAAAAUGGACUUGUUCAGCAACAAACAGUCCUGCUGCAAGGCGAUCCUUCGAUUGCUCCUCAGCCAUGUUGGCCUCUUCCUCAUCGUUUGCUUGUACGCAGUUCUUGGAGCGUAUCUUUUCAUCUACACCGAAGCGCAGCAGCAACAACUGGCGACGCUGAACAAGCAAGGGGCAUAUCGUGUGAUGAAUUCGUCUAAGAAGUACAUCGUUCUUGACAUGUUCUACCAAAGUCGCCAGAACCUCACUGCGGACAAAUUCAAACAACUCGCAUGGAACAACAUCUACAACUUCCACAACUACAUCGUAAAAGCUGCGACCGAACUACGAUACGACGGUACCAAUAACCCUGUCAACGACUGGUCGUUCUACAACUCCCUGAUAUUCACCAUCACAACAAUGGCCACAAUCGGUUACGGUUAUGUCUACCCCAAGUCUUUCAACGGCCAGGUUUACUGCAUCAUUUACGCCUGCCUCGGAGUCCCUAUUAUGCUCGUGUUCCUCGCCAACAUCGGCGACUUCCUGGCCAACGCUUUCCGCUACGUCUACAGUCGCGGCUGCUGCGUCGUGUGUCGCAUAAUUCGCAAGAAAUCAGAGGUCAAGAAGUCGGGCCAAAAACCGAAGUCUGUCUUCAAGGAGGUCGUCGGCAACGAGCCUUACAUGCCUACGCAAGAGGUUCAAGUGCCAAUCACGGUGAACGUGUGCGUUCUGGCGCUGUACCUGGCUGUGGGUGGUGUGAUCUUCGUGCUGUGGGAAGGCUGGCAGUUCAGCGAGGCGAUCUACUUCUCCUUCAUCACACUCAGUACCAUCGGCUUCGGCGACUACGUUCCAGGAGUUUCUGCAGAUUAUGCCAGUACAAGUAUCGUUCUUACUAUCUUCAGACUUGCCACCACGCUCAUCUACAUCGUCGUCGGCAUGGCCCUGCUUUCCAUGUGCAUCAACCUCAUCCAGGAGCAGAUCGUUGCUAAGUUCAGGUGGCUCGCAAAGGAGAUCGGCAUGAAAGAAGAAACCGACGAGGACAUCAGGAUCAAACACAAAUACCGCAAGACUUUGCACGAAGUGGUCACUACGCCAGCCGGAAAGGACGGUAACGAAUGCCAACUCCACAACCUCGAGGACUCCAAGCCCAUCAAAAAUAUUCGCAAGACAAAUCCUAAGGGCAGCGGGGGAGGCCUCGUGUUCACUGACCUCACUCAGUAGCAUCGUGCGGAUCACUGCUGUUGGAUAUCUGAAGGAGUUCUUUUGAGUUGAGCUCAGAUGAACAGGCAGGAACAACUGGAAUGUCCAUUGGCAUUGCAGAGUUUACAUGAGUCGAUAAACAGCUUAUCAAACCAUUUCAUCAAAAAUGGCCAAUUAAAAAAACAUAUUUUGAAGUAUGAAUAUUAAUCAUCAAGCAUAAUAAAUCGUUCAAUGUUCGAUCAAGAGCGAUAUUACCGAGACCAUGCACAUAUACUUUUAAGCAGCUAUCACGUCCGGUUCACCCUGAGACAAAUGCAUUUUAGACUUAAAGCAUAUCAGUUAAUAGUUGGUGAACGACCUGUUGGUUAGUCUUUCGUUACUGAAUAAAUCAAAUGCUCAUUUGUUUCUAAGUUGAAAGCCUUUAACGUUCGCUGACACUCCAAUCCAAACAGGUCUAGGCCUCUCGCCCAUUUUCUCCUCAAAUUAUUAAUCAACAAAACUUUUAAAGGACAGUGAGAGCGAAAUGAAACAAUUUUCGUUCGUUCAUCCAUCCUUAAUACCAAAUUAUUAUACAAGGUCGUAAAUUAAUUUAAUUUUUUUUUAGCUUUUUCUUGAUUCACCUGAAGUGGAUAAUUUUGAUGUGCAAAUAUAGAAUUGUUUACCUGCACAGAAAAUGUUGUGAACAUAUUUCUUCACUAAUUCAGUAACGCGUGUGGAACAACUGCAUAGAGGGCGCUCAUGCAUGCAUACGAUAACGUAUUUCUGCUUGUUACAUUUUUUCUUUGAGUAUAUUGGAUUUUCUCUUUUUUCUAUGGAAACUUCAAGAUUCUACAACGCUUUUCGUACCUAAAGAGAUAAUUACAAGAGUUACCGUUGGUAAACGUACAUUUAACGUAAUUUAAACCAAUAUUCACAUGUCAGACGUAAACUUAUAUAUAAAAAAAUACUGGCCCGGAAAGCAUCUCAACUUUCAAGAUUUGGUCGACAACUUGUACUCAAAGCGCUCUUAAUAAAACUUUUAACUUCAGAUGGAACCCGUUAAAAAUUCAAAAUAUUGAUGAAAGUAAUUUUUAUACGGCAAUGACCAAAUUUACUGUUUUAAUGCGUGAAAUAAAAUAUGAAAAAUU